This is a messenger RNA of Biomphalaria glabrata, 2079 nucleotides long. RefSeq names its product fibrinogen C domain-containing protein 1-B. NCBI's taxonomy places the organism in Eukaryota, Metazoa, Mollusca, Gastropoda, Planorbidae. The transcript is spliced from 6 exons. Bases 80 to 1939 code for a protein of 619 amino acids. The record is from RefSeq and is a predicted model, not a curated record.
GUCUUUUAACUAUAUAAACCAGUAUUCUCUCCCUUGUUAUAAACCAGUAUUCUCUCCCUUGUUGUCAUCUUCAGUCAAGAUGGCUCACAUUCCACAUCUCGUCAUCUGUCUGUCUUUGAUUUGUAUGUCUACUUCAGAACUUGUCAUUGAUGUCCAGCCCAGCGUUAUAUUACCAGAGAUAACACCCCAGCUUGUAAUUAACUGUUCUAUCACUAACAACCAAGUUCAACAUAUUCAAGUUAUCAAAUCUUUAACUCUUUCUCGUUUUAAUGAAACCAUCAGAGAAUUCGUGGAUCUUGUUGCUUUGGAUUCUUCAACGCUAGAUCUUAAGAAACUAAUGCCAUUUAAAUAUUCACAAAUCAGUUUCGGAAACCUGUAUAUAACUUUAACUCUAUAUAAUCCAACUGAAUUUGAUGCGGAAGUAUAUAGAUGUAUGGUCAAUGGGGACACUUCCAAUUGGACGAAUAUUUCUUUGUUUGCUAAGAAAUCAGUAGAACACGAGACUAAUUCAACAGCUUUAAUUGAAAAAAUCCGAAAUUUCAAGAAAGACGAGGUCAACUCCAAAUGUACCUUACAAAAAAAUGAUCAUACAGGCUCAAAAGUUCAUUUCUUCGCAAGUUCUGAUAUAUUUAAGGAAAGUAUCGAGCCUCUGACAUUAAAAUGUUCAUUCCAGGCAAUAAAACAAGAUGAAAAUGAAACUUCCACACUUCAAUCUUUGUAUAUACUUCACGAGUCUAAUCGCAUCAUCGCAAAUAUAAAUAAAGAUCGACAAGUUCUCACUCCCAGCCAAAGAGAUAACUCUAAAAAUAUUCAAGGUGAGAUCCAUGACGACGGAUCUAAAGAUUCCUAUCUUCAAGUCACUUGGAGCAAUGUGAAAUCCUCGGAGUCUGGGAAAUAUUUCUGUGAGGCUAAUGUUAAACAUUCCGAUGGAAGAGCUGAGAGACUCAGUGAGAUGUUAAUCAUUACAGUCGUGAGACCAACGUUCGAUGAUUUGGUCAAAGUAGUGGAGAAAUUAUUAGAACAAUUUAAUGAAUACAAGACACAUUUACAAGAAAAUGUAGAAAAGAACCGAGCAAUGUUGGACCGUAAUAAGCAAACCAUUUUACUUAUUAAAAAAGACGUACUCGCUAAUCAGCAGAGUCUACAGAACAUGAAGGAGGACUGGAACAGUAAUCAAACAAAUAUUAUAAGCAUUAAGGAAGAAUUACAAACUCAUCGACAAAAUAUGAGCACAUUGAAAGAAAACUUCGAGACCGUUUUCUCCAAUUUUUCAACUGCCUUGAUUGACAUAAAAAAUCAGAUUGUGAAAGAGAGAUCAGGAUUCAAACAAGUAUUAUCCUGUCGUGAUGUCAGAAGUAUAGCAGAUCGUCUGGUGGUAUUUUUAAUUUCCGGGUUAAAGGUCAUGUGUGACACAAAGACAGACGGCGGUGGAUGGCUCAUCUUUCAGAGAAGAAUCAACGGAAAAGUAGAUUUCUAUAGAGGCUGGAAGGAGUAUCGUGACGGCUUUGGAGAUUACGACAUUGGUGAAUUUUAUCUGGGCAACGAAAACAUAUUUAAUUUAACUUCCACUGGAAAAUAUGAUUUAAGAAUUGAUUUGAAAUAUAACGAUUUCUAUCAUGCGCAAUACUCUGAUUUUCAAAUACUGAGUGAAAAAGAGAAGUACAAAUUAAAGAUAGGAGCCUAUUCAGGAAAUGCUGGUGACAGUUUAUCAUAUCACAACGACGCGCACUUUAGUACUUAUGAUAAAGAUAACGACAACUCGUCGAUUAAUUGUGCAUCGACAGUCUCUGGAGCCUGGUGGUACAAAUCAUGCCACCAUGUUAACCUAAACGGUCGAUGGAGAAGUAAAGAAAGUGGCAAAAGCGUAAUUUGGAGAGCUUUAACUGGCGAACAGGAGAGUGUCUUAUAUUCUGAGAUGAAAAUAAGAGAAAAAGAUUAGAAACUAAUUUUUUUUUAUUAAUUGAAAUAUCAUUUCGUUAAUUUAAAUUAAUGUAUUAAAAUUGAGGGAAAAAAAAAACGUUUGUUCUUAUUUCAACAUCUAUGUUUCGUGAUUCGAAAAUAUAUUGUUUUUUAAAUUAA